AUGGCGUGGAAACGACGAUUAUACCUUUCCCUAGCGCUCGCCCGGCUAUACUUCGCGCUCACACCAUCCUACAUCCACCCGGACGAACACUUCCAAGGACCCGAAGUAGUAGCAGGCGAACAUUUCGGGUGGAAAGUCACAAGGACAUGGGAGUUUACCACGGAAAAGCCAAUUCGGAGUUAUGUGCCGUUAUUGGCGGUAUAUGCGAUGCCGAUGACGUUGCUACAGUGGAUUGCGAAUGGCGAUCCGAGUCCUACGAUGUUGUUCUAUGCGGUUAGGUUGUUGUUUUAUUUCUUUUCGAUGGUUUAUGAGGACUGGGCGCUGUUAGAACUUGGGUCUGCGACGAUGCCGAAUGGAGGAUUGUUGCUUACGGCUAGCUCGUGGGUGACUUGGAGUAUUCAGACACGAUCGUUUUCGAAUUCAGUUGAGACGGUUAUUUUACUUUGGAGCUUGGUGUUUUUGAAGAGGAUUGUGGAAGCUAAGGCACCAUCGAUAAGGAACUGCGUCGUCCUAGGUCUCUUCACCGUCUUUGGAACGUUCAAUAGAAUUACAUUCCCUGCGUUUUUGAUACUACCCGGUUUAUCAUUACUCAAGCAUUUCUUCACUUAUCCAUCCUCACUUUUCGCCUUCACUCUCCCCGCCCUCCUCCUUAGCGCCGCCUUUAUUAUGCUCGACACGCAUAUCUACACCCAACUUCCCAUAAACUCAAUCGGCCUAUCGAAUUUAAUAAUCACACCACUAAACAACAUUGCAUAUAAUUCACAAACCGAGAAUCUAGCACAACAUGGAUUGCAUCCGUUUUAUACGCAUCUACUUGUCAACCUGCCACAACUCUUAGGACCCGCUAUUAUCCCGCUAUUAUCGUUGAUGUUAAAUCUCGGUGGUAACGACGGGAACGAAGACGAAUUAAGAGCAGAAGGAGGAAGAGGAAGAGGAGAAGUCAAAAAGAAUUCUCUGUGGGAGUAUAUCCCUCUACAAUCUGCGGUUUCCGGAAUAUUGAUAUUAUCAACGAUCAAACAUCAAGAAGCCAGGUUUUUGAUACCCACGGUUCCGUUGUUACUUUCUUCGAUAUCAUUACCUAAAGAAAAAGUGUGGAGAAGACGGUGGAUGGGUGCUUGGGCUGUUUUUAAUAUUAUUUUUGGAACAUUGAUGGGGGUAUACCACCAAGGCGGCGUCGUCCCGGCGCAGUUAUGGAUUGCAGGACAGCAAAACGUUGAGAAAGUGGUUUGGUGGAAGAUGUAUAAGCCACCUACUUGGUUGCUGGGUAGUAAUGGGAAGGAUAUCGAGACGGUAGAUUUAAUGGGUGGACCUAUAACAGGCGUUCUUGGAGAAAUAGAUGCAAUGGGGAAACAAGCGGGGUGUGAUAAAAGAAGUCUUUUAGUAGUACCGGGGAGUGCGAGAGGGGUCGAAGAAUUGGUGGAACAGAAAAGGAUAGCGAAGGUUUGGGGGUAUAGGAAGCAUUUGAAUCUUGAUGAUAUGGACUUUGGGGAUGAUGGGGUUGUGGAUACUUUACAAAGAGUUAUUGGGAAGAGAGGGAUUGUGGUUUACGAGGUUGUGAAGCCUGGAUGUGGGUUAGUGGUUAGUGAGGUAUCGAAAGGAGAGGAAGUGGAUUCGAAGAGAGGGUCUGGUAAUGAUAGAGAGCUGUGA
Orbilia oligospora ATCC 24927 is the source of this 1647-nucleotide messenger RNA. RefSeq lists its product as uncharacterized. Gene Ontology annotation, cellular component: endoplasmic reticulum membrane. The transcript has 4 exons. Gene Ontology annotation, biological process: GPI anchor biosynthetic process. The record is from RefSeq and is a predicted model, not a curated record. Bases 1 to 1647 code for a protein of 548 amino acids. Lineage: Eukaryota; Fungi; Ascomycota; Orbiliomycetes; Orbiliales; Orbiliaceae. Gene Ontology annotation, molecular function: alpha-1,2-mannosyltransferase activity.